Molecule: messenger RNA, 1728 nt
Organism: Pollicipes pollicipes
Lineage: Eukaryota; Metazoa; Arthropoda; Thecostraca; Pollicipedomorpha; Pollicipedidae
Product: myc-associated zinc finger protein
Exons: 6
Coding region: 141-1685 (514 amino acids)
Biological process (GO): regulation of transcription by RNA polymerase II
Cellular component (GO): nucleus
Molecular function (GO): DNA-binding transcription factor activity; RNA polymerase II cis-regulatory region sequence-specific DNA binding
Source: RefSeq, a predicted model, not a curated record
GGGAGUUGUAGGCACUGGGGCGCCUCUUUCCUGUGAUGACUCUAGGUGACGGGGCACACUACUGGCGUAUAGACGGUGGGAAGAGCUUUUUCAACCGGCGGAGUCGCAGGAACAUCGGAUUGUGAGUGAAAGGGGUGGACAUGGCAGGCCUUUCGAUAACGUCGCUGGGUCGCGGCCAGUGCUGUAUGCUGUGCUGCAAUCAGCUGUACUCGACGGGGUUCAACAUCUACCAGGCCCGCACUUACCAUGGAGAGAAGAGCUUCUACGCUAAGCUGUUGGAACUGACAAAUUAUACGGCCAGCAUGCCGCAGCUGGUGAGCGACUCACUCUGCAGCGUCUGCGCCACGAUGGUCUCCCAAGUGGACCAGCUGGAGUACCAGCUGAGCCACGUCAUCUCGCAGAUCCGCGCGCUCUUCCACAAGAUGGUGCAGUCGCAGACGGAGGUGGCCGCCGCCCGGCCGGGCCGCGGCUCGCUCGGCCCGCAAGGCCUGCCGGGCGGCGCGGCACGGACAUCGUCCACCGAGGUGUCGUCGGCCUCUAGCGCGUACCUGCCCGAGGUCAAGUCAGAACCUAGCACAGACCCACCACCACACGCGUCCCCGUACUACGCCAAGAAGCCGCCGAAGGAGUUACACCCCGCCUGUGGUCCUACCCUCCUCAAGGUCAAGACCGAACACCUGAGGAUGCCGCACACCCGCGCCUUCUCCUUCUUUACCAGGAACCGUCCAUGGAAGAACGGCACUCCGUCGGCGACGACAACCCGUCGUCCAUCCUGGACGCCUGGCCUGCCUGCGCCGCCGGCCGAGGCGCCGGCGCCGCUGGUCAGCGCCGCCGCCGGCGCCGGCCAGCCCGACGACGGCCUGUUCAACAUCGGCGCCUUCCUGCAGACCGACCUGCGGGAGCCGGCCGCCGCCGCCGCUGCCGCCGCAGCCGCCGUCCACUCAGCCGCCGCCGCCGCCGCCGCUGCCGCCGCCGUCUCCUCCGCCGGCGACUUCACCGACAAGUUCGUGCGCACCGUCGAUUCGGAGGACGCGUACCGCUUCCAGUGCGUGCUGUGCAGUAAGCUGGGCGACUCCGCCGAGGUGAUCCGGCGCCACGUGCGCGCCGACCACCCGGGCGCCGACCGCAUCAGCUUCCCCGGCGCGGCGCCAGCCAAGCGCGCCAAGCCGUCGGCCGGUGCGGUCAAGCCCGCCGCCAGCAAGGUGCCCCGCUCCAUAACGGCCAGCUCGCCGGCCAUGGCGCAGAAGAUCGCCGAGCGCGCAUACGUGUGCGCCGGCUGCGACAAGGCGUUCGGCUGCGAGGCGUUCCUGACGCGCCACGUGACGGCGCAGCACUGCGGCCGCAUGUUCAGCUGCCAGUACUGCGGCAAGGAGUUCAGCCGCAGCGACAAGAAGGUGCGCCACGAGCGCUCGCACACGGGCGAGCGGCCCUUCAGCUGCGGCUUCUGCGGCAAGGCGUUCUCGCGGCGCGACAAGUGCACCUACCACGAGAAGAGCCACACGCGCCACCGGCCGUUCGAGUGCCAGCGCUGCGGCGAGGUGAUGUUCUCGGCCGGCGCGUACGCCACGCACCGCCAGAGCUGCUCGGACGAAGUGCAGGGAACCGGGUCGCUGUGGCACGCGCAGAUGCGGCCGGCCUCGGCGGCGCCCCCGGCCGCCGCCGCCGCCGAGGCCGGCGACCCGUGAGCGGCGCCGGCCGCCGCUAACGCGCCGACGCCGGCGGGCGAGG